AUGGCAAUCGGCUUGGUACGGAAGUACAGUGCAAAGCUCUACAAGAAGAGAUGGGUCGCAAUCGAGAAGAACAGAGAACAACGAACCAAGAGCGCAGCGGCUUCUUCAAAAGCCAAGAAGAGACCGGCACCAGACACGCUCGGACAAUCACGAAGAAGCUCUACCCCCGCGAAGAACCUAUUGAGCUUGAACAUACCUACCUACACUGCGAGAAUACGACACCCCUCCUGGAAGCGCCUCUGCGUGACUCAAGAAAUGUCACAAGCAGAUUUAUACGAACAAAAGAAGUGCACCAUCCUAUAG
Molecule: messenger RNA, 303 nt
Organism: Alternaria metachromatica
Lineage: Eukaryota; Fungi; Ascomycota; Dothideomycetes; Pleosporales; Pleosporaceae
Exons: 2
Coding region: 1-303 (100 amino acids)
Source: RefSeq, a predicted model, not a curated record